Polychytrium aggregatum is the source of this 1219-nucleotide messenger RNA. RefSeq lists its product as uncharacterized. The transcript has 3 exons. The coding region runs from base 96 to 887 and encodes 263 amino acids. Gene Ontology annotation, molecular function: phosphatidylinositol binding. The record is from RefSeq and is a predicted model, not a curated record. Lineage: Eukaryota; Fungi; Chytridiomycota; Chytridiomycetes; Polychytriales.
CAGCACCAACCGCCCGCUCUCCGCUUUCACUUCCGCCUCGUCCUCUGCCGACUCCCUCCCGCACUUACGCACGUCUGUCCCGCACCCCGCUCGCCAUGCCUCCCCGAAUGGAAUCCCUGUGCAACCGCUCCUUCGAGACCCUCAAUUACUUCCACCAGAAUGGCCUGCUCGAUAUCCAACGACUGCACGACGCCAAAGGCAUCCUCAUCAUGAAGAUUGGUCAGCUCGGCCUCAUCCACUGCUCCGUCCGGACAGGCUCCGGCAUUCUGUUUUCGCGACUCGCCAACCGGUCCUGGUCGGCCCCGUGUGCAAUCGAGUGCUAUGGCAUGGGCGUCGGAUGCAUGGCUGGCAUCGAGGCCUCAGAAGUUGUGAUGCUCCUGAACAACGAUGCAGCCAUUCAGUCGUUCACAUCCACCAACAACCUGACGAUCGGCGGCGAGCUGUCGGCGGCUCUCGGCAGCAACGGACGGUCAACCGGCGUCUCAACGUCGCUCUCACGGCCAUCGGAGGCAGUCGUGUCCCUGGCCCGAUCCAAGGGCAUCUACCUCGGCGCCUCGAUCGACGGCGUCAUCAUCCACCCCGCCAAGAGCGUCAACAAGCUCUUCUAUGGCAUCGUCCUCCACUCGCAAGAUAUUCUCAGCGGCGUCAUGCCCGCUCCGGCCGUGGCCGGGGGUGUAUACGAGCUCCUGCGCCAGUAUGAGCAGCUGGCGAUUACUCGACAGCAGCUCCUUGCCAACAUGACACCCGUUGUGACGGUACCGUACCUUGUGUACUCCAUCAACAGCAAGUCAGGCGGCGAUGAUGAGGAUGCCGUCCCACCCUCAUAUCCCGAGGCAGCGGCUCAACGCACUCUCAGCUAUACCGCGGUGCCCCCAGAAAAGGUUUGAGCUUGCUGCAAGAGCAACGCAAGUGCAACAGUAACAGCAACAGUAACAGCAACAGUAACAGUAAUAGCAGUAGCAAGAGCAAUAGCAGUAGCAGCAGCGAUAGCAGUAGCAGCAUGGCCACCCUGAUGGUCCCCAUGUCGACCACCCUUCUUCUGAUGGAACUGCUCGGGCAGCCUGAGGAAGCCUCGGAUGACGAGACUCGAGGCACAAUCCUCACCCUGCCCCCACGAGAUGGUUGGUCGUUGUGAACAAGCGAUGGCUGUGUAUUCUUGUCAAAAGGGAACAUCACUUACAAUCAAAAGCACAUUCGGGCUGUCCCGUUUCAUUUUGUG